UUUCCUCCAUGUGAUUUUGAGCUGAGCAAUUUUAAGAAGUAAGAGAAUGACAACAUAUACCUGAAAAUUUAAAUACAAACAGGCAAAAUGGGAUCGACUUGAAGGUGGCACCCACUGCAGCUCUGCACACCUAAAAGCAAGUUUUUUCCGAGAGGACAGUGGAAGUUGGCACAUCCAUUACGUGUGCACCCAGCAAGGAGCAGCCUGCUGCUGUCUGCAGGAGAACCAGCCCGGGAGAAACGGAAUUAAGGUCCAAGGAUGUUCAUUGAUUAUUAAAAGAACAAAUGGAGCUAGAAUUCCACUGCCUUCCAAGUUGCAUGAAGGAAUACUGCUGCUGAAAAGCUUUUAUUAAAGAGACCCAAGUACCACCAUGGUAAAGAGAUUCCUACAUGAUCUUAAGGCAUACAGGAACUGCAAAUGCUCUCAUUUAAAAUGUAUAUAGCAUCCUGUAAAACAAAUUAGACAUUCACUAUUUGUAGUAUUAUAUUUCAGUCAGUUUUAGGCCUAAUUAAUCUGACUUUUAAAGGAUUUUAAUUUCCUAUACAAAAAUUUGUAUCUUUUUCAAUUCCAAACAAAAAUGCUUACUAAGAAUUCAGUUGAAACCAACCAAAAAUCUGAUUUUUUAGGUAUUGCCAUUAAACUGUGAGUACUAACAUCUUUUCUGCAGAUAUUUUAACCAUGGAAACUUAUUCUGCCUCAGUAUCACCUGUUAUAUGUAACAGCACAACUUUUAACCUGAAUGGAUCCCAUUUGUGCAAUGAAAGUAUAUCCUCUAGAUUAGCUGAUAAAUCAGAACACCAACAAUACGUUAUUGGCCUUUUCUUAUCAUGUCUUUACACAAUAUUCCUUUUCCCUAUUGGUUUUGUGGGAAACAUUCUGAUACUGGUUGUCAACAUUAGCUUUCGGGAAAAAAUGACAAUCCCAGACCUUUACUUCAUAAACCUGGCAGUGGCUGAUCUCAUUCUCGUGGCCGAUUCCCUCAUUGAGGUCUUUAAUCUUGACGAGAAAUAUUACGAUAUCACCAUCAUCUGUACCUUUAUGUCUUUGUUCCUUCAGAUCAACAUGUAUAGCAGCAUUUUCUUUCUGACAUGGAUGAGUUUUGACAGAUACCUAGCCCUGGCCAAAGUAAUGAGGUCCAACUUAUUUCGCACUAUGCAGCACGCUAGACUGAGCUGUGGGCUCAUAUGGAUGGCAUCCAUUUCGGCAGCUCUAGUCCCAUUUACAGCCGUGCACUUACAGCACACCGGAGAGGUCUAUUUCUGUUUUGCAGAUGUAAAAGAAAUCCAGUGGCUAGAGAUAACCCUGGGGUUUAUUAUCCCCUUUGUGAUCAUCGGUCUUUGUUACUCAUUAAUUGUUCGAGUCCUUAUAAAAGCACACAAGCACAGGAGUCUCCGGCUGCGGCGACAGAAGGCUCUGCGCAUGAUUUUCGUUGUUGUCCUGGUUUUCUUUAUCUGCUGGCUCCCUGAAAACGUCUUCAUUAGCGUCCAGCUUCUCCAGAGGAAAAGCGAGCCCGUCUCCUCAAACAGCCCAUCCUUCAGGCAUGAUUAUCCUUUAACAGGACAUAUUGUGAACCUAGCAGCUUUUUCUAAUAGCUGCUUGAACCCCUUAAUUUACAGCUUUCUGGGGGAAACCUUCAGAGACAAACUGCGACUGUACAUUGAACAGAAAACAAAAAUGUCAACAUUGCAUCGCUUCUGUCAGGCUGCCCUAACGUCUGUCAUUCCUGACAGUAAUGAGCAAUCAGAAGUCUGAUUUAGUGGCAUUGUAAAGAACAUAUGACUGUGAAGUUGUGCAAAUAGUGAACAAAAUGCUUGCUACUAACCGAAAAAAGUGCAUUUGUGUGUGUGUAUAUAUAUAUUGUAUCACUCUAUUGAGUAUUGAAGGUUUAUAUUCAAAAUGUUUUUAUGACAAGACUUUAAUGUAGAAGAAUAUGUUUUAGUCAGAGUUAUAUUUAAUUAUGAACAGGAUUAUUAAAAGCUGAGCACUGAAGAAGCUUUAUUUUGUAUUAUACAUAUAUGAAUGGCAAUAUAAGAGAAAAUUUUAUCAACUUAGGAAGACUCUAGAUGUAAUCUGAUUAUCAGAGAUGAUACUUUGCUGGUGUAUAUAAGCUACUUCCACUGAAAUAAUGAAGCUGCCGUAACAGUGAGGAAAAAUCAUUACAACAUAUUGAUGUGGAGAUGCAGAAAACAUUGAUUUUUUUUUCACCCAAACAUGUUAAGAUGAAUGACUUUGCUUACAAGAAGUACACGGUACUAUCGUCACUGUAUUCUAGCAUGUCUUCCAUGAUUAAGUUUUUGAUCUUAAUAUAAUCAAGCACAGUGAUGAGUUUUUGUCUCCUAAAUGUAAUCUACUGUUUACAUCAGUACUUGAUCAAAACCAAAAUCAUCUGUAACUAUAGUGCUCAUCUCAAAGAACUUCACAGAAGCAAAAUGCAGUGCUUCAUUCUGUCUUUUAAGGUUUGACCCUGAUGAUCUCUCUCAGAACAAACAUAAUUGGCCUUUUUGUCAAAAGUACACCAACAUCGUGUACAUUCACACCUGCCUUCAGAUUUGAGUGCACACUGCACAAAAUCUCUUCACAUUCCAGAACAAAAUGCUGUGAUUUUUAAGGAAGUGUCACUUUCUGCAAAAGAUACUGUAGAUAUUGUGUAGAUAUGGCUUGUAAGAGUGACAGAAACCUCAAUUUUUAGGAAGGAAGACCAUAUGUAAUGGAGAGUGUGAUUAUCAGAUCUGAACUUCAAGCACACCCAUCCCACCUCCAGAAACCCCCAGCCUUUCAAAAUUGUAAGAUGCAUUUUAGAUGCUUUGAUCAUUUGAAGAUUAAUUAUGCUAAGCAAACAAAUGAUAGCACCACUUAGUGGAAAACAAUAGUGUUUCUUUUCUUCUAGCAAAUAAUUGGGUUGUAAAUCUGAUUGAUGUUUAGCACAGGUUACUCCUGGACUUGUUCAGAGGAAGCUAUAAAGUUCCUAGAGAUUAGUGUGCAAGAUCAUUAAAAUAUCACUUGCUACAUCUCUUAAGUGAACAAACUCAUUUCACUUCUGUGCUUAUUGACUGAAGCACCAGAACUCAGCAGAAUAAGAUGUUCUGUCCUAUUUUCAAAUGUCAUAUAUUAAUUAAUUAGCACAGUAACAGAUUUUAAAGGAUUUUUAAAUGUAGACCUUUAAAACAAUGACUAAAGCUACUAAAGCAAUAAAGAAAACAGUGGAAAUGAUGAUUCCAUUCAUAUUUCUCAUGAAAUAUCUUGAGCUUCUUAGUGGAAGCCUUGGCCACAGAAGACUUGACCUAUAAACAGAAAGGCCACAAGACGAUGAUGGCUGAAUUUGAAAUAGAUAGCUGGAUAUUCCUGCAGCUCCAACAGGAACAGCACUGUUGGAGGCUGAGGCAACUGCAGAUUAUUUGCAAGUAUUCCUAAUCACAGUCUAAUGAAAAAUGUGCUCAGUUCCAUCCUCUCUGCACAAUACCAAGCAAAUCUCCCCUCAAGACAGAUGCAAGCAGAGAACAAGUUGCUAAAAUACAGUAAGUCAUCUCCCACCAUUGUGCUGCAUCACACACACCCUUUUUCCUCAGUAUUUUAGCCACAAUUACUCAGGUCCUGUGGACUGCCAAUAGACAUUACUCACACCAGUAAAGAUGGCUAUUUCAGACAACACCCAGCUGAAGGAAGGGAUAAUUGUUUUGGCAAUGCAAUUCUGAGAAGACAGACACAUCUUGAGCUUACAGAUUUAUUAGG
Zonotrichia leucophrys gambelii is the source of this 3729-nucleotide messenger RNA. RefSeq names its product G protein-coupled estrogen receptor 1 (gene GPER1). NCBI's taxonomy places the organism in Eukaryota, Metazoa, Chordata, Aves, Passeriformes, Passerellidae. The record is from RefSeq and is a predicted model, not a curated record. Gene Ontology annotation, biological process: G protein-coupled receptor signaling pathway; cellular response to estradiol stimulus; nuclear receptor-mediated steroid hormone signaling pathway. The coding region runs from base 679 to 1752 and encodes 357 amino acids. Gene Ontology annotation, molecular function: nuclear estrogen receptor activity; G protein-coupled receptor activity. The transcript has 3 exons. Gene Ontology annotation, cellular component: membrane; Golgi apparatus.